Molecule: messenger RNA, 1461 nt
Organism: Cavenderia fasciculata
Lineage: Eukaryota; Evosea; Eumycetozoa; Acytosteliales; Cavenderiaceae
Gene: gshB
Product: glutathione synthase
Exons: 3
Coding region: 1-1461 (486 amino acids)
Biological process (GO): glutathione biosynthetic process
Cellular component (GO): cytosol
Molecular function (GO): glutathione synthase activity; ATP binding; glutathione binding
Source: RefSeq, a predicted model, not a curated record
AUGUCAAAGAUAUCAAGCUUUAAAAAAGAAAAGUUAAUAGAGAUUGGUGAACAAGCUAUAGAUUGGGCGUUGGGCAAAGGAAUCAUUUUUGUUAAAAGAAAGACCGAGCAAGAGGCAGUGGCCAUCCAACAACCCAUCGUCACUCACAUUCCUCUUUCUAUUCUCCCCUCAGAGUUCCCAAAACGCUUGUACGAACAAGCCGUUUCAUUGUCCAAAGACUACAACCUUCUCGUUCAUCAUCUAUCAAAGAAUUUCAACUUUAUUCAAUCAACUCUAAAAGAUGUCCAAGAUCCAUUUACACAAUCAUUAUUAAAAAUUCAUAGAGAAAUUGAAAAUGAAGGAAAGAAACAAAAGAUUGAAUUGGGUAUAUUUAGAUCAGACUAUAUGGUUCACCAUAACGAUGAUUCCAGUAAAUCUGAAUUAUACCAAGUUGAAUUGAAUACCAUCUCAUCGUCAUUUGGGUGUAUCUCUGCCAAGGUGUUUGACAUGCACCGUUACUUGAUCAAAGACAAUCAUCUCCAACAUACCUAUCCACUUGAAAACCUCCCAAGAAAUGAUAGUGGUGCCAACAUUGCUCGUUCCAUUGCUCAAGCACAUAAUUUAUAUACAAGUUCCACCAAUAAUACUGCCAAAACCAAUAUUGUCGUCAUGAUUGUAGUCCAACCAGAUGAACGUAACAUUUGGGAUCAAAAAGCUAUAGAGUAUACACUCUCUUCAGAUUAUUCAAUUAAAAUGAUUAGAAGAACUCUUUUAGAACUUGAUACACGCGGUAAAAUAGAUCCAUCAAAUCAUUCUUUACAAAUUGAUGGAUAUGAAAUUUCAGUAUCAUAUUAUAGAGCAGGAUAUACACCAAACGAUUAUCCAAGUGAAAAUGAAUGGAAUGGAAGAUUAUUGGUUGAAAGAUCAUUGGCUAUUAAAUGUCCAUCGAUUGCAAAUCAUUUGGUAGGUGCCAAAAAGAUUCAACAAGCUAUUGCUAAAAAGGGAGUUUUGGAAGAACUACUACAAGACCAAGAAUCAAUCAAGCGAAUGCGUCGUAGCUUUACAGGAUUGUACAGUCUUUCCAAAGAGGAUAUCGAUCAAGAAGCAGUACAAAAGGCAAAGGCCAACCCACAACUAUACGUCAUGAAACCACAAAGAGAAGGUGGAGGUAAUAAUAUCUAUGGUGAUCAAGUCAGAGAGUCAUUGGCAUCAAUGAACGCCGAUGAAUUGGGAUCCUAUAUUCUAAUGGAUCGUAUUGUUCCAAAGGCAUUCAACACUACCAUCAUCAGAGAGAGCAAAGUGAUUGACAUAGAAGCAUUGUAUGAACUCGGUAUAUUUGGUCUAUACAUUGGACACGAUGAUCAAGGUGUAUUAUUAAAUGAAGAAGGUGGAAUCUUACUUCGAACUAAAACUUCAAAUUCUGAUGAAGGUGGUGUUGCUGCUGGUUUCGCUGUUAUCGAUUCUUUAAUCCUAACUGAUUAA